CUGCAGCAGGUCGUCUUCUUCAUUGUGAAAUAAUAAAAAUCACAGAGACAAAGUGUUUGUUUGCAGCCUGAGAACAUCUGGACCUGCUGCUGCUUUUCCUUCCAGUUAAACUGAGUCACACUGGACUUUCCACUGUGUUGAAAGAGGAACAUCAGCCUCUAUAAAGGCUGAGCGAAGCCUGAAACAAGCAUCAGUAGGAACAGAAGAAACUGUUUAUCUGGAUCAAACUGUGAGAUCUGAAGAUGAGACGUGUCGUUGUUUUGCUGGCUGUGCUGUGUGUGUGUGUGUGUGAUGGCGUAAAGUUCGGUCAGCUCUGCAGUGGAAACUCUGACAACAGCAGGAGGACGUCGGACAGCUGGGGAGCGGGAAACUACGGAGCCAGACGGGGGAACAGGAACCACGAAGGUCUGGACAUCAGGUGCAGCGACGGAUCGGCCGUCUACGCUCCGUUUGACGUGACUCUCCACGGAAAGGUCACCGUCUACACCGACCCCGCGAAGGCAGCCAUCAACAACGGCAUCAACCUGAGAGGAGAGGGUCUGUGUUUCAAGUUGUUCUACGUUAAUCCCAUCCAAACCUCUGGAUCAGUGAGGAAGGGGGAGCGGAUCGGCACCAUGCUGCCCAUGCAGAGUGUUUACCCAGGAAUCACCUCACAUGUCCACGUCCAGAUGUGCGACAGAAAGAUCGACCCCACGCAAUACUUCUGAUCAAUACUUCUGAUCAAUACUUCUGAUCAAUACUUCUGAUCGACUCAGCGAGGACUUCUGUAACCUUUCUGUGUGUCGACAUUAAAGCUUUUUUAAAUUGAUGCUUUUAUAAACUAAUAAAAUUUAAAGAUCA
This is a messenger RNA of Siniperca chuatsi (mandarin fish), 840 nucleotides long. RefSeq names its product leukocyte cell derived chemotaxin 2, tandem duplicate 1 (gene lect2.1). NCBI's taxonomy places the organism in Eukaryota, Metazoa, Chordata, Actinopteri, Centrarchiformes, Sinipercidae. The transcript has 4 exons. The record is from RefSeq and is a predicted model, not a curated record. The coding region runs from base 243 to 707 and encodes 154 amino acids.